Messenger RNA from Drosophila willistoni, 1739 nucleotides. RefSeq names its product cAMP-dependent protein kinase catalytic subunit 2. The record is from RefSeq and is a predicted model, not a curated record. Lineage: Eukaryota; Metazoa; Arthropoda; Insecta; Diptera; Drosophilidae. Gene Ontology annotation, cellular component: cAMP-dependent protein kinase complex; nucleus. The coding region runs from base 137 to 1201 and encodes 354 amino acids. Gene Ontology annotation, molecular function: ATP binding; cAMP-dependent protein kinase activity. Gene Ontology annotation, biological process: peptidyl-serine phosphorylation. The transcript has 3 exons.
CUUAAACAAUCAAAUUACAAAUUUCUGGGUAUCUCUUUUUGUUUUUUUUUUUUUUUUUAAUAAUGUGCUAACAUAUAAAUUUUUCAAAUAAAAUUCCAAAUUUGUUGUAUAUCUUUGCUAAACCAUUGAGUCCGCAAUGGGUGUCUAUGAGCAACAGAGUUUCAGUUCGAAGGUCGAUUAUAAAUUAAUAUUAGAUAAGCUGAGAGAGGAGUUUAAUAAGAAGUUUAGCCAAAAUACCCCAUCCUUGGCGAUUGGUCUUGAUAACUAUGAGAUCAAGGCCACCCUGGGAGCUGGAUCAUUUGGAAAAGUGCAGAUGGUUAAGGAGAAGUCCUCGGGAAAUUAUUAUGCCUCUAAACAACUUAGCAAGGAUCAGAUAAUGAAGACAAAGCAAGUGGCCCAUGUGAUGAGUGAAAAGCGUGUCCUACGCUCAAUAUUUUUUCCAUUCACUGUCUAUUUGGUGGCUUCUUUCAAGGAUAAUGACAGUCUCUAUCUAAUAUUGCCCAUUGUGCCGGGAGGUGAACUUUUUACCUAUCACCGCAAAGUUCGUAAAUUUAGUGAGAAACAAGCACGUUUCUAUGCGGCUCAAGUAUUUCUGGCCUUGGAGUAUCUGCAUCAUUGCAGUUUACUCUAUCGUGAUUUGAAACCAGAGAACAUUAUGAUCGACAAGAAUGGUUAUUUAAAGGUUACCGAUUUUGGUUUUGCCAAGAAAGUGGAAACACGUACCAUGACUUUGUGUGGUACACCAGAAUAUUUGCCACCCGAGAUUAUUCAAUCGAAACCAUAUGGCACUAGCGUGGACUGGUGGGCUUUUGGUGUAUUGGUCUAUGAAUUUGUCGCUGGACACUCGCCAUUUUCCUCGCACAAUCGGGACAUGAUGAGCAUGUAUAAUAAGAUUUGCGAAUGUGAUUAUAAGAUGCCUUCCUAUUUCAGUGGUUCGUUACGUCAUCUGGUCGAUCAUUUGUUGCAGGUGGAUCUUUCUAAACGAUAUGGCAAUUUGAUUAAUGGUAAUAAGGAUAUCAAGGAUCAUGAGUGGUUUAAGGAAAUUGAUUGGAUACCGCUGCUGAAUCAAACUAUUAGUCCUCCCUAUAUACCAACCAUUAGCAAUCCCGAGGAUAUUUCACAUUUCGAUAAGAUCUCCGAGGGCAAACCCAAAACAAAGGCCAAGACCAUGCGGCAUGAGGAGAUUUUUGCUGAUUUUUAAAGAGUCUUUGUAUAUUUGUUGUUGUGUUUCAUGGUGCUUGGUACUUGAUUUUGGAAUAUUUCGGUGCCAUAAACUGAUGAUUUCUAAUCGCACUUGAAUUGUUGUGAAUCUGGAUGGGCGACGGCUGGUUGUCGCUUUGCUUUGAUUUCAACAACACACAACAUCCAUCUGUGCCCCAUCCGAUGUACAUAUACAUAUGUGCUAUCCCCGCUUUACAUUUCAUGCCCCAAAUGUCAACGUCACCGUGGGGAGAAGAACAACAAGGAGUGUGGAAGAGAGAGGGAGAGUGAGCGAGGGAGGAUGAAGCAUUUUCUUGUUUCGGUUUUCUCGAUUUUCUUGGGAAAACAGCUGCUGAUGGUCCCACUGAUGCGUCUUCUGUUUUGCUGCAUACAAUUGAAUUGUAUGUGAAAUAUUUCUUACACUUGUUGCUUUUGCCUAGCCUCGAAAUUUAAUUCGAUGAACUUAACUUGUAAUUAUACUUGAAAUCAUGCCAUAAAUCUAGACAACUUCGUGGAGCAAUGUCUCUUGUCGAAAUCAA